CUCACUACUUCUUUCAUCAUCCAAAAAUAUCAAAAUAAUGAAUCCAUUUGGCUUUCAAUUUGCAGUUAUCCUUCUGUUAUUGCUUAAUACUAUUAUGGUAAUAGAAACACAAGCAGCAUAUGUUAAACCUCAACGCGUCACGUGCUAUAAACGUUACAGCAAAUGCUAUCUCAAGUAUAUAACUUGCCCUUCUGAGUGCCCUGAAAUUCACCCGAAAGAUCCAUAUGCUAAAGAGUGUUUUCUUGAUUGUUACUCUCCUAAAUGUGAAGCAGUAUGCAGAAAACGAAAACCAAAUUGUGAUGGUCCAGGUGCAGCUUGUUACGAUCCUCGUUUCAUAGGUGGAGAUGGGAUUGUUUUCUACUUCCAUGGUAAAAAAGAUGAGCAUUUCAGCCUAAUUUCAGAUGUCAACGUUCAAAUAAAUGCUCGUUUCAUUGGUAUCCGUCCUGCUGGCAGAUCGCGAGAUUUCACAUGGAUUCAAGCUAUAGGCCUCAUGUUUGGCUCACAUAACUUCACACUUGAAGCAACCAAGGCAGAAAAUUGGGAUCAAGAAGCUGAUCAUUUGAAAUUCACUUAUAACGGGAUGAGUUUAAGUGUUCCAUUAGGCCACUCAUCGGUAUGGAAUUCCCCUGACCAAAACCUUGAACUGGAAAGGACCUCAGCAACAAACAGUAUAAGAGUUACAAUUCAAGAAAUAGUGGAAAUCUCAGCUAAUGUUGUUCCUGUGACAGAAGAAGAGGACGCGAUACAUAGUUAUGGUAUACCUAAAAAUGAUAGCUUUGCUCACUUAGAAGUGCAGUUUAGGUUGUUUGAUUUGUCUCCAAAAGUUGAAGGCAUUCUUGGCAGGACUUACCAGCCAAGUUUCAAGAAUCCAGCCAAGUCAGGGGUCGAUAUGGCGGUUGUUGGUGGUGAUGACAAGUACAAGACUAGUUCACUUCUAUCAGCUGACUGCAACUCUUGUACUGUUUUCACUUCUGGAAAAAAUGUUGCUGAGAGAAAAUAA
Messenger RNA from Solanum verrucosum, 1000 nucleotides. RefSeq lists its product as uncharacterized. The record is from RefSeq and is a predicted model, not a curated record. The transcript has 2 exons. Bases 38 to 1000 code for a protein of 320 amino acids. Lineage: Eukaryota; Viridiplantae; Streptophyta; Magnoliopsida; Solanales; Solanaceae.